Molecule: messenger RNA, 1779 nt
Organism: Eimeria necatrix
Lineage: Eukaryota; Apicomplexa; Conoidasida; Eucoccidiorida; Eimeriidae
Source: RefSeq, a predicted model, not a curated record
AUGGGGGCCCCUCUGCGCAGCAUAGACCUCGACAAACUCCAAAUUGACUGGUCUUCAAUAGAUCGCCUCCUUUCUGAUUUCCAAGGGGCCCCCGAGCCUCUAGGGGCCCCCGAGGGCCCCCCUGGGGGCCCCCCUGGGGGCCCCCCUGGGGGCCCUCCUGGGGGCCCCCUUGGGGGCCCUCCUGGGGGCCCCCCUGGGGGCCCCUCUGGGGACCCCAGACCCUCUUUGGAGGCUUUAGAUGCCUCUGAAGCCACAUUUGGGGCUUCAGGGCGUUUGGGGGCCCCCCAAGAGCAGCAGCAUGGGGCCCCCCAAGAGCAGCAGCAGCAGCAGCAGCAGCAGCAGCAGCAGCAGCAGCAGCAGCAGGGGGGCCCCCAGCAGCAGCAGGGUGGCCCCUCGCGCCAGAAGCGGGGCCGCAGCAUUUCUGCUGUUAAGGGCCGAAGGCAAAAGUGCCCCGGGUGUGGAGUCCAGCGGUCUUUCUACUGCUGCAAGUGCUGCUGCCUCCUUGGGCCUGCAGCAGCAGCAGCAGCAGCAGCAGCAGCAGAAGCAGAAGCACCAGCAGCAGCAGCAUUCCCACCAGCACCAGCAGCAGCGCCGCUCCCAGCAGCAGCAGCAGCGCCGCCCCCAGCAGCAGCCGCAGCACCACCCCCAGCAGCAGCAGCAGCACCACCACCACCACCACCCCCAGCAGCAGCAGCAGCAGCAGCAGCAGCAGCAGCAGCAGCAGCAGCAGCAGCAGCAGUGCGGGUGCCCCGCGUGCGGCUGCCGUUUCGGCUUCACAUAAUUCGCCACCCGAAAGAAAAAGCUUCGAAGUCUUCUGCUGUCCCUUUGGCUUUUGCUGCUCCUCAGGAAGUUUUGCUGUACGAAGCAGACCUCAGCAGCAACUCCAUCACAAGAAUUGGGCCCCUGCAGCAGCAGCAGCAGCAGCAGCAGCAGCAGCAGCAGGAGCUGCAGGUGCUCCGUGGGCGGAGGGCCGGGCGGUGCUGCUGCUGCCGGGAGCAGCAGCAGCAGCAGCAGCAGCAGUGGACUGGCAGCGAGUGGAAGAUGUUGUGCUGCUGGACUGCACUUGGUACCAAGCAGCAGCAACGUCUUGCUGCUGUUGCUGCGCUGCAGCGCGUGCAGCUCAGCAGCAGCAGCAGCAGCAACUUCUGGAGAAGACACAAAAACGGAAAACCUUUUUUCCUCUCAACAGCAGAAGCAGCUUAUCUUGUCCUCAGGGAAUACGACAUGCGCCGAAGGGCAAACCAAGCUGCUGCUGCUGCUGCUGCUGCUGCUGCUGCUGCUGCUCCCGCUGCUGCUGCUGCUGCUGCUGCUGCGGGUGCUGCUGCUGGCGGUGCUGCAGUGGAGCCAAAGACGCAGGCCGCAGACGAAGCAGCAGCCGGCGAAGCAGCAGCAGCAGCAACAGCAGCAGCGGCAGCAGGAUCAGCAGCAGCAGCAGCAGCACUAACCGCCCACAACAACCAGCAGCAGCAGCAGCAGGGAGAGCAACAGCAGAGCCAGCCGCAAAAACAGCAGCAGCAGCAGCAGCAGCAGGAACAGCAGCUGCAAUGCCAGCAACAGGACCACCAGCAGCAGCAGCAGCAGCAGCAGCAGCAGCAGCAGCAGCAGCAGCAGCAGCAGCAGCAAGAGAGUCUGCUGGUCCCGGCUUUGAAGGCAGAAGAGGAGCAGCAGCUGUGGAGUUCUUACGAAGGAGAUUUUGACAAUUUGCUGUUUUGGUUUUGUUUAAUUAAAAAGACAAUUCAACAAGCAGCAGAAUCCAGAAACACAAAAGAUACUUUCUAG